Mercurialis annua (annual mercury) is the source of this 4692-nucleotide messenger RNA. RefSeq lists its product as uncharacterized. NCBI's taxonomy places the organism in Eukaryota, Viridiplantae, Streptophyta, Magnoliopsida, Malpighiales, Euphorbiaceae. The record is from RefSeq and is a predicted model, not a curated record. The transcript is spliced from 12 exons. The coding region runs from base 208 to 4692 and encodes 1494 amino acids.
GUCAACAUUAGUCAACCUCUAGAAAUUAAUUUAAGCCAAUCAUUAAUAAUACCUCUUUUAUCUUUUGAAAAGAAUAGGGGCUUUAUGGCCUUUAAGCCAUAUUUUUAAUUUUGGUGCAAACAAUGCCCCCUAUAUAAUUGGCUUUUUAGAAAUAAAGCCAUUUAUAUGUAUUUCUUUUAACCAAAAUUUAAAAUUUUAGCUUUCACAAUGGUUAGGCCUAAGGUUUUAUUUUCUGAAAUUGAUAAAAAUUUAUGGAAAGGUGAAAAUUAUCUAGAAAACAUGGUCUCAAAUGUUUCAAAAGUGUGUGAAAAGGUUUUAGAAGAUCAAAAAAUUUCAAAUUCAUCUUCUCCAAAAAGUUUAAAACAAAACUCUAAUUCAAAAAUUAAACCCAAUUCUUCUCCUAAUCCAAAAUUUGAUAGACCCCAAAAUAUGUCAAAUCUUGAAGUUGAGAAGGAGGAACCGCCGGCCACCACGCUGCCAGCAGUCGGCAGCUCUUCGCCUUCGCCGACCAGCUCCACGAGUCCAGCUUUUACAGCUGGGGGUUCUCUUCACGCCGGCAACGGCGAUGUCUUCUGCCAAGAGCAGCCGGCGAUCACUGCUCCUGCUGUGAUUCCCUCGCCGCCGCUCAUCACGGCCACAGUUAGUAGCUCGGUGUCUCCUCUGUUUUCAACGGAAGCCGUUAACUCCCAACAGCUCGGUGGAGAUCCGGCGGGCAGCAGCAAUGGCGAUGCUUCUCGCCAACAACAACCGUCCGUCGUUCCUUUCCAGCGGCAGCAGCAGUCUUCGGUGGCAACGGACAGCAGCUCGGUGCCGUCAUCAAGCCGUUCUUCUCCGCCUGCAGCUGCUCUUCCACCGUCCAGCUCCUCUCCAGCAGUAGUUGUAGAGUCUCCGCCGUCCAGCUUCUCACCAGCGGCAUCGUCCUCCUUGGCAGCAGCGGCGUCUUCUUCGCCCAGCAGCAGCAUUCCAGCAGACGGCUCCUUCGUGGCGGUGGAUAAAACAGCGGGGAGCUCCUCUCUAUCAAUUCCUAGCAGCUCGGCGGCUGCUUCCCCCAAUGUCCAUCGACAGCAACUCAGCCGCGGCCAGGAGUCCGGUCAGCAGGCGCUUUCCACGGACCAGCAGCAGAUCGGCGGUCAUGCUCCGGCAGCAAAUGGCGGUUUGCCAACCAGCUUGGUGGCGGAUCCUGCAUCUUUGUCUCAUAUUUCUCCAUCAUUGGCCGUGUCAGCUAGCGGCUUGCCAACCAAUUUGGUGGCAGAAAUUGUAGCUACUACGCCUGCUUUUAGCUCUGAGACACCAACUUCUGGUUUGGCCAUUUCAAAGGCAACAACUUCUGGUUUUCUGCCAACCAAUACCUCAGGUUCUCCUAAGUUGGUAGCUACCACUUUUUCUGACUUCGCGGCUCAAAAGCCGGCCUCCAACCCCUUUGCUAUACCAUCCACCUCUCCUCCUCCAGGCAAAGGUUUCGUGAUACCUCCUACGGCACCCGUCAGUAGGAGUGUGGGUGUCCCAAUUUCUCCUCUCCUAGUGGGGAUUCCUGGCCGAAAGGAUGCUAUUGAAAAGGAGUUCUAUAGACAAAUUCUGGAUCCAUCAGCCAUUGCUCCUUUUCCACCUUAUGUCACCUUCCAGGACACCUCUUUAACUCCCUUUUUGAAAAAAGGUCUCAUCAUCCAAGGCAUUGGCAAUAAAACUAUUCCAGAAGCUCCUCCCUUCCCUAUGCAUGCGAGCGACGUAUUGGUAUGGGAUUGUGAAGUGACAGGGGCUUCUGAUAUUACUUCCGCCAUUAAGUCAUGGCCUCGUAAGUCUCCUAGAUGGACGGAUUGGGUGGCUCGUCUACGUCCUUACUUCCAGAGGGAUUGGCGGAGAUUGGGGUUACUCCAGCUGAUAGAGAUAAGCGACAGACAUAUUGAGCUGAAUGCGGGUAUGUGCAGAUCUUUUCUUCGCUAUUGGAGUAGUUCAGCCAAUUCUUUUAUUUUUCCUUUCGGCCCGAUGUCAGUUACUUUAAAAGAUGUCUUCAUGCUCACCGGCCUUCCGGUUAUUGGAUUUGACGCCCCUUGUCUAUUUGAGGUAGAGACGAAAGACCUCUAUUCCUACCCAAUUUGUCCGAGUUACCCGGCGUGUGUUUCCAAGUGGAGUGUCUUAACAACACCUCCUUCUUUAGAAGAACAUACCGAAUUUCUAUGGGUCCUAAUAUGCAAGUUCAUUAUGUGCCCCUCCUCUGGCACUCCUACCAAGGAAUAUUGGAAACUUGCAAGUAAUUUAGCCAACGGGACCUUUGUGGCUUUGGGGCCUGUGUUGUUAGGCGCCCUCUACUAUGCUUUUGAGCAGUCUGUUACUACUCACCUCUUGGCCAAGUUAGAUGGUCAUGUGUGGUUGUUACAGUUGUGGAUUUUUACCUACUUCCCAGAGCUAAUGGGUGUAGGGGUAGGUACCUUGUGCACUCCUAUUGUGGAUCUUUUGGCAGUCAAGUGUUGUUUUGAGGAGACCGCCGUCUUUGAUUUUCUUUUUGAACGCACAGCUAGGGAAACCUCGGCUUUGUCCGUUUUUGAUCAUCACUCAUAUAUUCCUCAGUGGAUGGACAUUUUCCCAGGGAAGCCAGGUACACUCCUCCUUAUCAAAAGAAAGCUCUUUUGUGCCUUUACUACCUCUAGGAUGUUAUUUAUGGGAGGGUCUCAAGCCUUCUCUACUCGUGCUUCUAGCCAACAUUGUGUGUCGAAGUUGUACAUGAGUAGCCUUUGGGGUAGGCAGUUUGGGCUUAACCUUUCUCAAAUUCAUCCUUACCUUGAACAACAUGAUGGUGAGUGGACAAGAUCUACUGUAGAGCAGCUUGUCAAGGUAUAUGGUUAUUAUCGUUGUCCUGUGGUAGAGAAUUUGAUUCCAUAUGACUUUGCCUCUUGGUGGGACGAGCGGUUUCAACUCAUCCUGUCCAAAAACGCAGGGAAAGAAGCAAGGCUGCUAGUUCAACCUCCUCAAAGGCCUACUCCAGUGAGCAAGCCUAAGAAACAGGCUAAGAAAAAGAAUCGCAACACCUCUUCAGAGUCAUCUUUUGAGAAGACGGAAUUGCCUAAGACACAAACUAAAAGGAAGAGUCGUGACACUUCUUCGGAUUCGUCUUUUGAGAGGACAGAAUUGCCUAAGACUAGGCAGUCAGGGAGACUCCUCAAAGUAGCCAAAAAACGACAUGCUGGACCUCCUGAGACUGUGGUCUUGGAAGAUGAUUCAGAGGAUGAUCAACUUCCGGACCUACUUCACGAAGCCGCUCAUACAGAAGAAACAACGCUAGAUGUUGAUUCCGAGGCGGCCAUGGAUAGAGAGGAUGAUGGAGUCCUUGACACACAAGGUAUGGAGCAUUCAGGGGAGCAAUGCUCCAAGUCAGCCUCCGAGUCAACUUCUAAAGGCUCCAAGUCAGAGUCUGCUUCUAAAGGUUCUAGGUCAGCCUCUGAGCCAACUUCUAAAGGCUCCAAGUCAGCUUCUGAGUCUGUCUCCAAAGGCUCCAAGUCAGCCUCUGAAAAAGAUUCGGCUACCUCCACUGAAUCCGAGGAACCUUUAUCGCAAAUUAAGAAACUUUCUUCGAUAAUAGCAGAAGACCAAGACCUGGUAGAUUUAAGCUUCUUGGAUGAGAUGAGCACCCCGGAAGCUAGUGUUUCUUUUGUCCCUUUGCCGGCUGACGUCGAGAGAGCUGUUUCUUUAGUCAAGCAUGUCCUCGGCCAGCACAUUUCUAUUGUUACAGAUUCCCAGAAAGAAGAUCUCAUUUCCUCUCUCCAUAUUCUACGCCUUGUUCCUGACUCCGUUGUCACUGAUGAAGUAGAGAAAGAUAUUAUGGGUUCGCUCAACUUGUGGAGGUCUUGUGUUGAGAUCGAGUCAAAUGACCUCCCCAAGUUGAAAUCUUCAAAAGCAGAUAACGCCAGGUAUUUAUCUUUGGGAUCUAAAAGGCAAGAAGUGGCUCAAAAACUACGAGACCUAGAAGCUAGUGGUGAGGCCUUUGAAAAGGAGAUUGAACAACUGGAAACUGCUAUUCUAGCUUUAAAGAGUAAGCAACUUGAUCUUGUGGUGGAAGGCAAGCUUCUAGCCGAGGAAUAUCAAGGAAUCAACUCCCAACUCCAGCCUCUUCAUACUACCAUUCAAGAGAAGAAAAAUGACAUGGUCUCAUGGGUACAAAAUUGUGCUAAGGCUCGUCAAGACAAAGUUGUUUGCCAAUCGAAGUGGAGCAAGUUGCAAGGCCUUUUCUCAGAUUCUUCACCUACUCCAAUGACACUUUUGCUUACACGGCCUUUUGGCCAGUACUUGCUUGGUGACACGUACACCUGCACCUAUACACUUGUACAUGCAUUGCAUUACAGAGACGCCAUUCAGGUACUUUCUAAACUUCAAAUGUCUUGGUGUGAAGAUGGCUCUCCAGCCAUUUGUUUGCUUGUUGUGUUCCACACCAAGAUUCACUUACAGGUACAGCCAUGCAUUGCAUUUUCACUAUGUGUUUAUGUUCCUGGUAUGAAGAUGGCUUUUGCCAUAUACUUGUGUAGUGAUGUGAUGUCCAUACCAGGACUUGUUUCACGAACAAAUCACAUAUGUCACUUACAGCCAUGCAUUGCAUUACAGGGCCGUUUUUGUUUGUUGUUGAAUGUUGUUGAAUUUUCUUUUUAUCCCUUUAGCUUAGUUAGCCAAAGUUUAAGAAGUCUUAGCAGAAUAGAGACCUUAUAA